AAAGGCGAAUUGCAGGCUCUCUCUCUGAGCACCAUUAUGGAUUGAAAGAGGAAGAGGGGAAGCCUGCCAUGACAAAGCCAGCUGGAGGUGGGAGAGUCUGAACACGACACACGCAGACACACUCGUGCACACACACUGCCUUUGUCUCUGAUUUUUUUUUUUCUCAAUUGAAGGAGCAGAUGGUUAGAGGGAGAGUAGGAUCCCCCCCUACGCACACACACACAUGCACUAACUGACACACAAAUACACGCUCAGCAGCAAAACACCACAGCCAGCUAGAGGACUGUUGUUGACUGCAUGGAGCUGAACUCACUUUGUUUGGGAAGCACAUCUUUGCUUUCUAUACUGGGGAGGAAAACCCACUGCAAGAUCAGAGGACUGGAGGAGGAGACAACAGAGGAGAGGGGGAUGAGACUUGUGAAAAUCCUCUGUUAAAAAAAAAGCAGCUUUGGGAGGAAGACAAAGCACACACUAAUGCCAGAUAAUUACCUUCAUUGGACGAGGACUGUCAUUUUGAGCAGUGGAUGUCAUUGAAUUUGGUGAGGGGACGACACUGCAGACGCAAAGUGAAGUCAAGGAGGCCUUUUUCUGCUGGAAAUUGAUGACAUCAUUCUCACUGGGAGGAGCACAUGAGGUCUUCAGUCCCGGUCCAAAGCCCAGUCCCAAAUCUCCCAAUCUUUACACGGAGUGGUUAAUCCAGAUUUGGGAAUGCUGGGCAGCACAGACUGCUGAGCCAACAAAACCGCACCUCCCGAGGAUUUGUGGAAUCUGAGCAAAUCUGAAAAUCUUAAUGGUUGUUUUUGGAGGAGCUGACAUAGCCCAGCAAGAGAGAGAUCCAAAAUCAGAGUGACUGAAUCCAGCCUCCAAAACAGAUUCAGUGUCCGGAGCUCCGGCCCACGAGCUUGGCUCCUCUCCAGCCUUCUCCUGACAGGGCCCGAAUUUACUGCUGCUGCACUGGGAGUCAAAUUUCAUGCAACCAUUCCAAUGGUGUAACGGAUGCCUGUGUGGUUUGGGUUCUCAGCGCUCUGAACACUACUGCAGCAUGACGUCUGACAUCUAUCACCUCCCGCUCAAUGUGUAUGUCAUUGUGCUGGGCAUCGGCCUCUUCGUCUUCAUGCUCAGCCUCAUCUUCUGCUGCUAUCUUUUCAGGUUGAAACAACAAGGAACGAGGGAGCAGUUCAGCUACAAUGAGGUGGUGCUGAAGGGCGCAAGCAAGAAACUGAGCCUCCUAGGACAAACCUGUGCAGUGUGUCUGGAAGAAUUCAGGACCAGAGACGAACUGGGAGUGUGCCCAUGCUCACAUGCAUUUCACAAGAAGUGCCUGCUUAAGUGGCUGGAGAUCCGCAGCGUGUGCCCCAUGUGUAACAAACCCAUCCUCCGGCUCCACACAGACGCUCCCCAGGGUGCCGAGGGUCCAAUGGAUCCGGAGGAGGUGUGAGGGAGCUGAGCAAGAGGAAACCGGACUCCCCUUACAAGAAAACACACACAUUAAAUACACUAGGGAUGAUGGACAGCGGUCAUCUUAAAGACAUCUCACAGGAAAUGUUGAUAAUGAUCCCAAGUGGCCGCCCUGCUGCUGACCUUUGAGCAAUACGCCUUGAUGGGAAUUGGAUAUUGACAGCACCAAAAUGAUUUGGUCAGGGAGUGGGUGGAUGAAUAGGAUCUUUUCAUAAAAAAUGCUCCUAGUUCUACUUCCAUAUUGCACUGUUCACCAAAAAAAACAAAAAAAAAACAUGACAGGACAGGAAAAGGAGCCACAUUAGAGAGCAGGAUAUCAUUGCCACAGUCACUGGACGACUAGUGCAGCACUGCCAGAGACAAACAACACUACAGGCAUUGAGCAGGACAUCAGAGUACAGGAUCAGUAUGGAUACCUCUAAUAUCUCAGGGGUGUUACCAAUACAGCCAGCACAAACCAUGUCAGUCACCCUAUAACCCUGUGCCACACAUGCAUCUUCAAUACUGCCAAUGUAGGUGAAAUGCUCCAGCAGUCAGAGGCAGCCACCACCUCCGGCUGGAAAAACCAAGACCAGCGGGAUUACAACCAUGACGAUUUAAGUAGAAAAUAUUGAUAUCGAUUGUGUUCCAUGCCCUUUCCUUUUAAAAAGAGACUGAUAGAAAAAUAGUCUUGCCUGUAUGUAUUGUAUGUAAACAUGUCCCUAUAUAUUGUUAUUUUGUAUUUGUUGCUUUUAAAUAAAACGUCACGUAAUGUAUU
Messenger RNA from Centropristis striata (black sea bass), 2215 nucleotides. RefSeq lists its product as uncharacterized. The record is from RefSeq and is a predicted model, not a curated record. Gene Ontology annotation, cellular component: endomembrane system. Gene Ontology annotation, molecular function: ubiquitin protein ligase activity; zinc ion binding. Bases 971 to 1438 code for a protein of 155 amino acids. The transcript has 7 exons. Lineage: Eukaryota; Metazoa; Chordata; Actinopteri; Perciformes; Serranidae.